Molecule: messenger RNA, 1565 nt
Organism: Clupea harengus (Atlantic herring)
Lineage: Eukaryota; Metazoa; Chordata; Actinopteri; Clupeiformes; Clupeidae
Gene: rhpn2
Product: rhophilin-2-like
Exons: 7
Coding region: 252-1382 (376 amino acids)
Biological process (GO): signal transduction; negative regulation of stress fiber assembly
Molecular function (GO): protein binding
Source: RefSeq, a predicted model, not a curated record
AAAAAACUUUCCCGGAGCAUGAAACUGUAGUGGGCGAUAGGCUAGUAUUGACGUCAUGGAUACAUUUGUGACACGAAAUGUAAAGGUUGGCGAUUCAAUACCAGUGGCAAAAAAGACAGCUGAUCCAUCAAAAAUCUACCUAAAAGAAAAUUGAAGAUUUUCAAUAUUUUGACAAUUUUACAUUACAUUACAUUUGUUCACAUAAGAACCCAAAGCUCUCUUUAGGCCUGAGAUUUUCUCACCUUGUUAAUAUGUGUGACAUCACUUCCUGGCAGGUGAGUGAGAUGUAUGACCACGUCCACCAGUCCAUGAUCCAGACGCCAAUCAAAGACAACGUGCCAUUCUUCUGGUCCACGAUGGCGCAGGUGAAGAGCAGCCACUACCGCUCACUGGCCCACUACUUCACUGCUACCGCACUCAUGGACCAUGAGGUGAACCCUAGUGAUGAUGAGGACCAGCAAGAGAAGGCCUUCUCUCAGAUGUACGACGCUAUGCCUGACGCACACCCGCCUCUGGACAUCCUCAAGAACACCAAGGAGCGCCAGCGCAUCGGUAAAGCUCACCUGCGGCGGGCGAUCCUGGAGCACGAGGAGGCGUUGCGUAUCUACAGCUUGUGUCGGGAGCUGCGGAGGCUGGACAUCCUGGGCGACAUCCUGCAGGCCACGCUCAAGCGCUCGCUCGCCAAGUUCGCCCUGCACGAGGACGAGGACGAGUUCACAGACUACAUGGAAGCGCCUGACAUCAACUCCAAGACGGAGCAGAAGGCUGAGAUGGAGGUCCCGGGGUCCACUAAGGUGAAAGUCACAGACCUUUUCCAGCGACUGGGCCCACUCUCUGUCUUCUCAGCAAAGCAGCGCUGGACCGCUCCCCGUACGAUCAGACUCCGUCCAGAGGACCGUGACAUUGGCUUCACGCUGAAGGGCGACGGCCCGGUCCAGAUCCAGUCUCUGGACCCACUCUGCCCGGCUGCGGCGGACGGACUGCGCGAGGGCGACUACCUGGUGGGGGUGGGCGAGGUGGACUGCAAGUGGAGCAGCGUGACGGAGGUGACGCGGCUGCUGCGUGACGUGGACGAGAGCGGAGUGGACAUCCGAGUGGUCAGCAUGAUGGACACCAGCCAGCCUCUGCCUCCCAAGAGCGCCACCUACUGUGGGGGUCUGCCCAAGACCUACUCCAUGAUCUGCCUGGCCUUCAACGACGAGGACAAGAACCCCAAGUCCCGCAAGGUGACCAAGAAGAUGUCCUUCCUGAGCUGGGGCCUGAAGAACAAGAGCGCCAGCACCCUGAGCCUGCCCACGGCCGACCACAGCGCCAGCGGCCUGCCCUGGCAGAGGCCCUGCCCCGCCUUCCCCAGCUCCUACAACGACAGCGCUCUGUACUAGACACACACACACACAGCGCUCUAUACUAGACACACACACACACACACACACACACAGAAUCUGCCAAUGGCUGACCACAGCGCCAGCGGACACACACACAUACAAACAUGUGCACGCCUUCCCCAGGUCCUACAACCACAACACUCUAUACUAGAAACACACACACACACACACACACACACA